AUGGUUCGAGAAACUCGCGCCUCGGCGCGUCACAACGAUUCGAGCGACACCGGAAGCACAGUCGCGGACACCGCCAGGGCCCAAGAGACUCGCCGCUCUCACAAGAAGUCUCGGAAUGGAUGCGCAGAGUGCAAGCGACGUCACAUUCGCUGCGACGAGCGUCAGCCCUCAUGCGCGAAUUGCGAGGUCGCAGAGCGCGCGUGUUUCUUCCCGCCGCCAAAACUGCCCUCACAACCAGCUCUUCAUCAACAAAGCAACACAUCCGUGGUCACUCAUGCGCCAAGCCAUCCGUCUCAUAGCCUGCCAUCGAGGCCUGCAGACGUGCCAGCCGCGGUUGGUCUCGGCCUCAGUUCUCACCAGAGUGACCAGACUCUGUCUCCAGCUUCGACGACGCAGCUGAGCAGCGCCCAAGCUCCUCCAUCUCUAGACUGCCAGCUCGGCUUGUCAAUGUUAGGCACACCAAACGCACCCUCAGAGGCCAUCUACACACCACAGCACAUGGUCCUGCUACACCAUGCGGCCGCAGUACCACACUUCACCGGCCCAGCCCGAAGCGCCCUCGACGUCGCCGUCCGACGCGCCGUUGACUCACCCUACCUCCUCGACGAGAUCCUCGCCUUCACAGCCUUCCACAUGGUCCAGCUCUACCCCGGAUCAUCCACCCACCUCCGCGACCUCGCCACAGAGCUCCAGAACCGCGCUCUCUCAUCCUUUACCCGCCUCACGGAAACAGUAGCCAGAGACGACAAGGCCACCGCCGUCCCUCGAUUCCUCUUCUCCGCCAUCCUAGGCAGGCAUGUCCUCGCCGACACCCUCGCUCACUACCGCUCCGACUUCAAGUCCUUCAUCGAUCGUCUCGUCGAGUGCUUCAACCUCAACCGCGGCGUCAACUCCGUCACCCCGCCGGCCCGGAACUUCCUCCAAAACACCGAGCUUCAGCCCGUCCUCAACGUCAUCCUCGAGGCCGAGAAAAGGAUGAGCACGAGGGGCGACGAAUGUGAGUCUCUGAAACGGCUCUUAAACGACUCCGACCUGAGUGAAUCGAGCGCGAGAGCGUGUCACGAAGUCAUUGGGCUUUUGCAGUGGUGCUUUGACAUUUGCCGCGUUCUCGACGAAGGAGACUAUGCCCAGGCGGCUUCGACGUUCUCGGUAAAGGUACCAGUUGGCUUCGUCGAUAUGUUGCGAAAGCAUCGCCCCGAGGCCCUUAUCAUUCUCGCCCACUAUGGCGUGUUACUACACCGCUGUCGCGGCUUUUGGCCCUUUGCCGACGCUGGUGCCUUCAUUGUCCGCGCCGUUGCCAGGCAUUUGGGUAAUUACUGGCAAGGGGCUCUCUCGUGGCCUCUCCUGGUGCUUGAAACGGAGCCGUAA
Molecule: messenger RNA, 1368 nt
Organism: Colletotrichum acutatum
Lineage: Eukaryota; Fungi; Ascomycota; Sordariomycetes; Glomerellales; Glomerellaceae
Exons: 2
Coding region: 1-1368 (455 amino acids)
Biological process (GO): regulation of transcription by RNA polymerase II
Molecular function (GO): DNA-binding transcription activator activity, RNA polymerase II-specific; zinc ion binding
Source: RefSeq, a predicted model, not a curated record